Messenger RNA from Mugil cephalus (flathead mullet), 2623 nucleotides. It is a transcript of the gene plbd1a, whose product is annotated as phospholipase B domain containing 1a. The transcript is spliced from 11 exons. Gene Ontology annotation, cellular component: extracellular region. The coding region runs from base 120 to 1739 and encodes 539 amino acids. Gene Ontology annotation, molecular function: glycerophospholipase activity. The record is from RefSeq and is a predicted model, not a curated record. Lineage: Eukaryota; Metazoa; Chordata; Actinopteri; Mugiliformes; Mugilidae. Gene Ontology annotation, biological process: phospholipid catabolic process.
AGUCUUCCUCGGACUUUCCCUCCCGUCGCAUAACCCCUGAUUUCCUCCUCGCCCGCACUGCUUUUGUCCGAUCGGUGUGUUGUAGUCCUUCACUAGGAUUAUCCUGCAUUCCUGCAGUCAUGUUGUUAGCCCAGAGGCUUUGUGUUUUCCUGUUAAUCUGUGUCGCUGGGACCUUCGCCUCCUCCGCUAACAAGUUUACUGCCGCCACUGUGUACUGGGACGCCCAACACAAGAUUCCUUUGCUGAAGGAGGGGACACUGGAGGUAGAGGGGGAUGCAUAUGGAUACCUGAAUGAUUCCCUGUCCAGUACAGGAUGGGGUGUCCUAGAGAUCCGUGCCGGGUACGGAAAGACCUCAGUGAGCGAUGAGGUUACUUUCUUCCUGGCCGGCUACCUUGAAGGUUUCCUCACUGCCCAGCAGAUGAUGGACCACUACACCAACAUGUAUCCACAGCUGAUCAAAGACCCAAAGAUCCUCGAUCCCGUUCAGAGUUUCAUGAAGAAGCAGGACUCGUGGGUGAGAGAGCAGGUGAAACUGAACAAGAGCUCCGAUCCGUUCUGGAAACAUACAGGUUUCAUCGUGGCCCAGAUGGACGGACUGCAAGCAGGAGUGGCAGCUUGGGCUAAGAAACAAGGCAAACCGCCGAUGUCACUGUUUGACAUCCAGUUCCUGAACGCGGUGGGAGACCUGCUGGAUCUGAUCCCAGCCCUGGUCCCCAGCUCCAACCCUCCUCCCAGAGACUUCAAACGUCCAGGGAUGGGGCACUGCUCUGCACUCAUAAAGAUGCUGCCAGGCUUCGAGAACCUCUUGUUUGCCCAUUCCAGCUGGUACACGUACGCCGCCACCAUGAGGAUCUACAAACACUGGGACUUUCACAUUGCUGAGUCUCACGCAGCCACCGGGAAACUGUCCUUCAGCAGCUACCCUGGUUUCCUGGUGUCGCUGGAUGACUUCUACCUCCUGGGCAGCGGUCUGAUGAUGACCCAGACCACCAACAACGUUUUUAACUCAUCCCUUUUUGACCUGAUCACCCCAAAGAGUCUGCUGGCGUGGCAGAGGGUCAGGCUGGCUAACAGUUUGGCUCAUACCGGAGAAGAGUGGGCCAAAACCUUCUCCAUGUACAACUCUGGGACCUACAACAACCAGUACAUGGUUCUGGACAGGAGCAAAGUGAAGCUGGGAGUCAGCAUCGAUGACGGCGCUCUGACUGUGGUGGAGCAGAUCCCCGGGUUGGUGGAGUAUUCAGACCAGACUCAAGCACUACGUAGAGGCUACUGGCCGUCCUACAACAUUCCCUUUCACCAAAAGAUCUACAUGCUGAGCGGCUACGUAGACAUGUGGCAUGAGUACGGAGACGACUUCUCCUACGAUCUCUGUCCCAGAGCCAAGAUCUUCCGCCGGGACCAAGCCGGAGUCCAGGACCUGGACUCCUUGAAGCACAUCAUGAGGCUCAACGACUACAAGAAGGACCCGUACUCUAAGGGCGACCCCUGCAAGACCAUCUGCUGCCGUAACGACCUGAGAGCAGAGAAGCCCUCACCAGGAGGCUGCUACGACACUAAGGUGACAGAUUUCCACAUGGCCGGGGACUUCCGUGCGGAGGCCGUGAACGGGCCGACGACGCAGGGCGGACUCCCCCCGUUCUCCUGGACUAAGUUCGGCAGCAUGUCUCACCAGGGCCUUCCGCCGUACUACAACUUCACCUUCGUCCAGAUGGAGCCGCGCCUCUUCAACCCAUGAGGCGUUUGUUUGCAAAACAACAAUCUGACGCUCCUUUUAGAAGAUGAUUUUUUUUUUUUCCGUCCCAGAAAGAAAUACUGUGCUUUUAUAGCUUUUAAAGGAAGGUUGUUCUGGUGUCUCUCCGCUGGGAACUGAUUCUGCCGGUGUAAAGAUUUGCCAAUCAGAUCGUUCGGGGGCGGGGCUUCACGCGGUGAUGGACAGAAGAGGAAGAGAGAAGCUGGUUUAUUAAAUAAAAAAGGCUGCCGCCUGAGAAGCUCGCUGUUCAGAGGACAAACAUUUGAGACAGAGAGAGUUUCUUAAUCAUGUUCAUGCUUCGUGUUUUGUAGCUGUGAUUGGUUGGGGGAUGUCCCACUUGCAUGCAGACGUAUCGGUUCAGAUUCAACUGAUAACAUUUUCUUUAUGCUACAUCACUCAGUGCCUUCUUUUUUAGAUUUCUACAUUUGCAUUGGACAAAUAAAGCAAACCGCAUUUUUAGUCUGUUACUCAGGGUUACAGGCAUGUGCUCCUAUUUGUGCCUUAAACACAUCAAAAUAAAAUCUUUUAAAAAAAAUUUAAAAUGUUUUUUAAUGCAAACACUAUCAUUUUUAAUGUCUGAUUUGAUUUGAUUUGAGUGAAACAGUCUGUGCAGAGGCUUCCUCAGGGUUGAUUCUCUCUGGUGAUUUAUGUGUCUUGUCCUGUAAAAUGAAAAUAUCUCAGGUAGGGAUGUCCGAUAUUAUCGGCUAACCGAUAAUAUCGGUUAUCGAUAUGCUGCUGCUGCUUGUGGGGUCAUUUACCGGCACGCGAUUGAUGACCUUAUCAAACUGCACUCGGAGCCAAAACAACAACAGAGUGUAGCUAGUGUGGCUAACACGUUGCUUUCUAUCUAAAAUUUGUCUGGGCAAAAA